Messenger RNA from Lachnellula hyalina, 780 nucleotides. It is a transcript of the gene vps25, whose product is annotated as Vacuolar protein-sorting-associated protein. Gene Ontology annotation, molecular function: protein homodimerization activity; structural molecule activity. NCBI's taxonomy places the organism in Eukaryota, Fungi, Ascomycota, Leotiomycetes, Helotiales, Lachnaceae. The annotation marks the transcript as partial. Gene Ontology annotation, biological process: protein transport to vacuole involved in ubiquitin-dependent protein catabolic process via the multivesicular body sorting pathway. Gene Ontology annotation, cellular component: ESCRT II complex. The transcript is spliced from 3 exons. The record is from RefSeq and is a predicted model, not a curated record.
UGUAGGAGACAUCCAAGAGACGACGUUGACGUUGAACUCAAACCUUGUCCCGCCUCGCCUCGCACAGACCAAGCAAGGCUGAACCCCAAGUCUCAACCCCACCUCCAUCUCUCUGAACAACAACGCUCAUGUCAAACAAUGUCAACUUCUAGCCCAAUAAACCCCUCCUUAUCUUCAACAACACCAACUCUGAUACCCUCCCAACCCCCUCCAUACGCCUCCCAACCCCCAACGCCAGCAUCAACCACCACGCCCUUCUCCUACCCCCGCGAACACUCCUUCCCCCCCUUCUACACGCGCCAACCAACCCUGCAAACCCACCACGCGCAGCUCCAAAAAUGGUCCUCCCUGAUCCUCGCAUACUGCCGAUACAACCGGCUCUUCAAGCUCAGCCUAAUCGACAGCCUGGACUCGCCGCUAUUCUACAACCAGCGGAUACGGAAGCGGUUGGGCAUUAGUGAUGUGAAGGAGGUGGUGGAGUUUAUGCGGCGGGAAGGAAGGGCGGAGUGGGUUGGGAAGGGGGCCGAGAGUGGCGAGUGUUGGGUUUGGUGGCGGACGCCGGAGGAGUGGGCAGGAGGGAUUUAUGAAUGGAUUGAUGAGACAGCGCAGAAGAAUACGGUUUUGACGCUGUAUGAGUUGACGGAGAGCGAGGCUACGUUAUCGCAAGAAUUCCAUGGCAUGGAUCCGGAUUUAUUGCAACGGAUAAUGAACAUUCUUGUCAAGCGAGGAAAGGCUCAAGUCUUUGGGCAGGAGGAUCAGCAGGGUGUAAAAUUUUUCUAG